CACGAACUGUUGGUGCAAGAAACUGCCAGCUUGCGAAAGAAAAAAAAACGAACGGAGCAUUUUCUGCAUUUGUCACUUUAUUGAAAUGAACAACUUCCAAAAGAAAGAUGUAAGCGGAAUGCCUUCCCAAUCGAGACCACGAGGAAUGUCUGGCACUGGAUCAGGUGGAUCUGGACGACCAGCAGUGACGGCACCAAUGUCCGAACGGCAGCAAAUGGCCCUACUGAUGCAGAUGACGUCCACGUCCUCCGGCAACGAAGGAGAAAUGAGUCCCGGAUCGAGUGGAACCUCUGGAACGAAUACCGGUGGGGGAACUGGUGGCCACUCGCGCCGUGAUCGCAUUAAUGAACGCGGUGAAACGGCAUUGCAUUUGUCGUCGAAAAAAGGCGACCAGGAAACGGUCAAGAAGCUGCUGGAACAGGGUUCGAAUCCUAAUGUUACGGAUUUCGCGGGUUGGACACCCCUGCACGAAGCGUGCAACCACGGUCACUACAAUGUGGCCCUGGCAUUGAUCAAGGCUGGGGCCAACAUCAAUGCCACCGGACUGGAAAACGAUACUCCCCUGCACGAUGCCGCUAUCGUGGGGCAGCUUAAGCUGUGCAGGAUGCUCGUCGAACGCGGUGCCGAUCCGACCUUCAAGAACCAGAAGGGCAAGAUGCCGUGCGACGUUGCGGCACCGGCCGUCUACAACUACCUGCUGCAGGCACGAGAUAAUGCAACCAACCGUGUGCAACAGCAGCUGAAAAAACCAUCGGAUGGCUCCGGAGGUAAAAAGAGCACCAAUCAGGACAGCGAUGCCGACGACACUAGCAGUGGUGGAAUCGGCGGCUCGAAUGCCUCCUCGGCCGUGAACAAAGACGAAGACGAUAUCUACGAGUUCAAAUCGACUCCGAAAGAUUCCAGCUCCAGCUCGAGCGAUGAAAAGGAAAGUAACAGUGACAAAAAUGAGAAAUCUUCUGGCGAUAAGAGUAGUGCGGCUGGCGGCGACGCGGAUGCCAAUACGAAUGCAGGUGGUGCCCCAAGUGGAACCGGGUCCGGUUCAAAUAACGCCAGUCUAUCGAAGCGACCGUUUUCGGAAGUGAAUGAUACGGCUGAUGAUAGCACCGGAGCAUCGAACGAUGACGAUAACAAACGGAAGAAGCGAAAGGACUCUGAUACCACUAACAAGGAAACCACGAAAAGUGUCACUGGUGGCAAUAGAGGCGCGGUUCCUAGACAAGAGAAGAGUGGCAAAUCAUCUGGGCCUCCGUCGAAGAAUCUCGGUCUAGCCGGUAAAAGCGCUCUGGAUCGAAAGAGUCCAUGUGCAAGUCCUAAACCGGCUUCAAAUGCGUCGUCAUCGGCUUCGACAAACAAAGCAUCGAGCAGCACUACCAACGACAGCGACGCAGAAGGUGAUGAUGCUGGAAGCAAGGGUAACGAUUCAAACUUCAACACCGGAGGUGGGCCUAAGGUACCACCGCUGAAAAUAGUCAUACCGCAGCAAAGCUCGGGAGGAGACACCGAAACCGGAGGAAGCUCCAGGAAUGGCAAAAACGCCUCCGCAAGAAAUCAUCCUGCACUACCUUAUGUGGUUGCGUCGUCGAACAGCAACGACUCCAGCGCUGACAAAGAGAGCACCUCAUCUCGAUCGGCAAGUCCUUCAGAUUCCAAGAGCUCCGACGAGAAAAAUACAUCGAAAUCCAGUGACGAGAGGGCUCAAUCUCGAGUGCUUCGCAGCCACCGUGGUGGUAAUGCAUCAUCCGAAGGUGGUGGUGGUCGUGGCAAGGACAAUCAGGGUGAUCGUUCCGUAGAUCGGUCCAACAAUUCAUCGCCACAGAUGCAACAGAGUAGUGCAGCACCCUCGCCUGCUUCCACCAGUGGUGAUGCUGGAAAUGGAAGCAACAGCAAUAGUGGGACUAGCAAAGACAAGGAUGGAAGCACUGCAAGUCCUGCUGGUGCCAAUCAAAAAGAUAAUGAACCUGAAACAGGGUCCAGCAGUGGCACCAAUCCGAAAAGCCCUCCAGCCUCUUCCAGCUCUACUGCUGCUGCCACUAACACAAACAGUAGCAGUAACACCACAAGUAACACCGGUGCUAACUCUACUCAAAAUAAUCAAUCCAACAGCACCGCCUCAACUUCAACUUCGGAAACGGCCGUUCAUCCCAGGAAACGUAAGAUCAAAACCAGUAAAGAUCAAUCAAUGACGGCUGCAUCGAGUUCUUCUACUCCCUCCACAUCUUCGUCCGCUUCGACGUCGAACGAGGAAAAGAAAGAGAUCAAGGAAGAACUGCCGGACGUCCAUCCACACGAUCAACCGAUCACCAAUUGCUAUCAAAUGUUUCUGAACAUCCGACGGCAGAUCGAACGUCGCCAGCGAAGUCUUUUCCCUGUACAACCGAAACCACCCCAGGGCUUCAAAGAUUACCUGCUCAAUCGAUGUGCUUAUGCUUUGGCGGGGAAAACCCCGGCAGAACCCAACAUUCAACCUCCGACUAGCCUCCCGCAGCAAAUGAAGGAAAUCUUCACCACCCAAGAAAAGGAACGCCACAAGCUGAAAAUGCAGCACAUCGUCGAGAAAGAGAAACUUGUCCUGGCGGUUGAACAGGAAAUUCUCCGGGUACAUGGACGAGCAGCACGUGCCCUCGCCAAUCAGUCUCUCCCAUUCUCCGUUUGCACCAUCCUCAAGGACGAAGAAGUCUACAACAUUAUCACGCCCGAGCAGGAAGAGAAAGACCGCAAUGCACGAUCGCGAUACAACGGUCGGCUGUUUCUCAGCUGGUUACAGGACGUUGACGACAAGUGGGAGAAGAUCAAGGAAGCCAUGCUGUUACGGCACCACAACGAAGCGGAAAGUUUGCAUGCCGUCCAGAAGAUGGACUGGGAGUGGAAGAUGAAGGAGAAUUCUCUGUGUGAAUUCAAGGCCAAGCCGGUCAUCGAAGAUACCCACGUGCCCAUGGUCAACGUGAGCGAUGACUUUGAUCUGUUGCCCGCCUAAACAUAUAGGGCAGAUAGUAAGUACGAUCAGGAUUAUAGCUUCUUGCGCUCACCUAAGUAAGAUAUGUAGAUGAUAUUCAUGUUAGUUUUAUGCAGAAAUUAGUAUAGUGUAACACACUUAUACUUACGAUAGAUGAUACGAAUAGAUGUAUUCCUUUUACUUAUAAAACAAA
This is a messenger RNA of Aedes aegypti (yellow fever mosquito), 3146 nucleotides long. RefSeq names its product ankyrin repeat domain-containing protein 11. The record is from RefSeq and is a predicted model, not a curated record. Gene Ontology annotation, cellular component: nucleoplasm. Gene Ontology annotation, molecular function: protein binding. The coding region runs from base 86 to 2974 and encodes 962 amino acids. NCBI's taxonomy places the organism in Eukaryota, Metazoa, Arthropoda, Insecta, Diptera, Culicidae. The transcript is spliced from 6 exons.